Messenger RNA from Momordica charantia (bitter melon), 1970 nucleotides. Lineage: Eukaryota; Viridiplantae; Streptophyta; Magnoliopsida; Cucurbitales; Cucurbitaceae. The record is from RefSeq and is a predicted model, not a curated record.
GCUUCCGGUGGAACAGCCCCGCGAUGUUGCAAAGGUCUCCAUAGUUUAACCCAAGGUCUCGUCUUGUCACUCGAACUCCGGUGGCAACAACAGAGCCGCGGCAGAAGCAAUUUUCAGAGCUCACUCCGUUUUGGAGGAUCGAAUCUCUGUAUUUUUCUCCACAAAUUCGCCAUGGAGAAGAAGCAGCUGAAAGAAAUGUCUGUUCAAGAGUAUCUGGAUAAGUACAUGCUCUCCCGAAAAAUCGAGGAAGCGGUCAAUGCUGCUGUUAGGGCGAAAACUCUCGAUCCCGUUCUCUUCAUUUCGAAUCAUAUGAAGAAAGCGAUUCCUUCAAUGAUUACAAAAGUUAAAGCCCGGCAGAUCCUCGAUAGUAGAGGAAUUCCGACUGUUGAGGUCGAUUUAUACACCAACAAAGGAGUGUUCCACGCUUCCGUUCCCAGCGGCGAUCCUGCUGGCAUGUAUGAGGCUGUAGACUUACGUGAUGGAGACAAGGGAAUGUACCUUGGAAAUAGUGUUACUAAAGCAGUAAAAAAUAUCAACGAGAAGAUAUCUGAAGCAUUGAUUGGUAGGGAUCCUACGCAACAAUAUGAAAUUGACCAGGCCAUGAAAGAUUUGGAUACGACAGAAAAGAAGGCCGAACUUGGAGCAAAUGCUAUACUUGCCGUGUCGAUUGCUGUAUGCAGAGCUGGUGCUGCUGAAAAGGAUGUUCCGCUUUAUAAGCAUAUUGCAGACCUGUCCGGAAAAACAAACUUGAUACUUCCUGUCCCAGCCUUCACUGUCAUUAGUGGAGGAAAACAUGCUGGCAAUAAUCUGGCCAUUCAGGAAAUCAUGAUUCUUCCAAUUGGAGCUAGCAAGUUUGAAGAGGCACUAAAAAUGGGUUCUGAAACUUUCCAUCACUUAAAGGCUGUGAUUACUGAAAAGCAUGGUGCCCAGGGAUGUAAUUUUGGUGAUGAUGGCGGACUUGCUCCAAACAUAUCCAGUUUUAAAGAAGGCCUGGAUCUUGUACAAGAGGCUAUUGGCAGAACUGGGUAUAACGAGAGAAUCAAGAUAGCAAUCGAUGUUGCUGCUACUAAUUUCUGCAUGGGUACCAAAUAUGAUCUUGACUUCAAAGCUCCAAACAAGUCGGUUCAGAAUUUCAAGUCAGGAAAGGAUAUGAUAGAUAUGUACAAAGAACUAUGUGCUGACUAUCCAAUUGUAUCAAUUGAGGAUCCAUUUGACAGGGAGGACUGGGAUCACACCAAAAAUUUUUCUAGCCUUGGACUUUGUCAGGUAGUGGGAGGUGACUUGUUAAUGUCAAACAAAAUGCGAAUUGAAAGAGCUAUUGACGAGUCCACUUGUAAUGCACUCCUCCUCAAGGUAAAUCAGAUUGGCACGGUGACAGAAGCCAUUGACGUUGUGAAGCUUGCCAAAGUUGCACAAUGGGGAGUUGUGGCAUCUCACAGGUGUGGAGAAACAGAUGAUACGUUUCUAGCCGAUUUUUCUGUGGGACUUUCCACUGGUCAGAUCAAAGCAGGUGCUCCGUGUAGAGGAGAGCGGCUGGCCAAAUAUAAUCAGUUGCUCCGUAUUGAAGAAGAGCUUGGAGAUCAAGCAGUUUAUGCUGGUGAAGAUUGGAGGACAACAUACUGAUUUUUGUUUGCUUUAUACUUCAUUUUCUCGACUACGUUCGAUUUCCUAAUCAGUUUCGGCGACACGGUACAACUCCAACCUCAGUGUUUUCUUCUCUCUAUUCUACAUUGUUUUAUCAGGGUGGUCAUUAGAAAGAUAGGUGGUAUAAUAUCGUGUGUUAUUUAUGUUUCUUGUUUUUAAAUUUAACCAGCAAGUUUUGUGAUUCUGACCCUUCAAGAUUAGGAAGCAAGUUAGCUGUGAAACACCAAGCAUUUUGAGUAGGAAGCUUAUAUCUAUAAUUGUUUGUAAGCAGCUAUUGUUUAGACUUAUUUUUUUUUAUGAUAGAUUCUUUUAAAUAUGGGUUUCUA